GCAAAGGAGCCUGACUCGGGCCACAGUUUCCAGAGAGACGAGCGAGUCAUUUCAUUGUCGCUCGAGUCGGCAGAGAAUAUGCAGAAGAUGGCCAAAGUCCCUGACCUCUUUGAAGACCUGAAGAACUGUUACAGUGAAAAUGAAGAAUACGGUUCUGAAAUUGACCAUCUCUCUCUGAAUCAGAAGUCCUUCUAUGAUGCAAGCUAUGAGCCACUUCAAGAGGACUGCAUGGACAAACUGAUGUCUCUGAGUACCUCUGAAACCUCUAAGACAUCCAAGCUUACCUUCAAGGAGAGUGUGGUGAUGGUGGCAAGCAAUGGAAAGAUUCUGAAGAAGAGACGGCUGAGCUUAAAUCAGUUCAUCACCAAUGAUGACCUAGAAGCCAUUGCCAAUGACACAGAAGAAGAAAUCAUCAAGCCCAGAUCAGUACCUUACAACCUGCAGAGCAACGUGAAAUACAACUAUAUGAGGAUCGUCAACCACCAGUGCAUCCUGAAUGACGCCCUCAAUCGAAGUAUAAUUCGAGACCCGUCAGGUCAAUACCUCAUGGCUGCCGUGUUAAACAACCUGGACGACGCAGUGAAAUUUGACAUGGGUGCUUAUACAUCAGAAGAGGAUUCUCAACUUCCUGUGACUCUAAGAAUCUCAAAAACACGGCUGUUUGUGAGUGCUCAAAAUGAAGACGAACCUGUGUUGCUGAAGGAGAUGCCUGAGACACCCAAAACCAUCACAGAUGAGACCAAUCUCCUCUUCUUCUGGGAAAAGCAUGGCAGUAAGGACUACUUCAAAUCAGCUGCCCAUCCAAAAUUGUUUAUUGCCACAAAGCAAGAAGAACUAGUGCACAUGGCAAAGGGGCUGCCCUCGAUCACCGACUUUCAGAUACUGGAAAACCAGUCUUGAUUCUGGAGGCUACGUACUUGUGAAGUGUUGACAGUCCGUAUGUACCAUGUACAUGAAGGAGUCAAAUCCUUCACUCUUAGUCACUUGCUCAGCAGGUGCCCUUUGUAGUUCUAAAGGAAUGUUUACUCUCUAUGUAAGAGAGAGAGCCAAGUCUAGCAGAAUCAACACUGACAUCUAAUAUUGCUUGUUAUUUAAAGAACACCCUAUACUUUGCAAACUACCAAUCAUUUUAAUUAUUAUUCUGCAUAAAGAUCUUGGGUGGACCAGGGCAACUGACUAUGGCUACCAAAAAGGCUCUACCCAUAUUAUAGCUGGGUUAACUAAAGCAUAAGAAUACUAAGAAAUACCCACAAUAGCAGCUGGAAUGAGAAGCCAUGGACCUGGUAUUUCAUUUCAACUGUUCACCUUCUGCUUUUAAAUCACUGAUGGACCCGGUAUCCAAUACUCUAAGUUUCUGGGACCUCAGUCUGAUCAUCUUCAAAAUGGAGGGGAUGGUACCUAUAUCCUUCCUGCCCCAACAGUGUUCUAUGCCAAUCAAUGAGCUGUUUUAGCAAAAUGCUUCUUGAAGCUGAGCUCAGGAAGAAGGCAAAGCAGGAAAUGUUAUUUUAAGUUAUUAUUUAUAUACAUAUACAUAUUUAUAAAUAUUAUUUCUAAGAUAAUUAUAAGAUAUUAUUAUAUUUAUGGCAAUUCCUUGUCUUCUCUGAGUGUGAUUUCAGCAAUAGUAGACAGCGUUUUCCAGGCUGAGAGAGUCUGAGUUACUAAGGCACUUUGGUCCAAGUUGUGAACCUCUGUAUUCUGCUACCUCAGA
Camelus dromedarius (Arabian camel) is the source of this 1708-nucleotide messenger RNA. It is a transcript of the gene IL1A, whose product is annotated as interleukin 1 alpha. Gene Ontology annotation, cellular component: extracellular region. The transcript is spliced from 7 exons. Gene Ontology annotation, molecular function: cytokine activity; interleukin-1 receptor binding. The coding region runs from base 79 to 900 and encodes 273 amino acids. Gene Ontology annotation, biological process: cytokine-mediated signaling pathway; immune response; cellular response to lipopolysaccharide. NCBI's taxonomy places the organism in Eukaryota, Metazoa, Chordata, Mammalia, Artiodactyla, Camelidae. The record is from RefSeq and is a predicted model, not a curated record.